AUGGACAUGGACCAGGACCCUCGCAAGCGGCUCUACUUUGCUGACGGCCGAAGGAAAGUGGACUAUGUGCUGGUGUUCCACUACAGAAAGCGUUCCUCCAUCAGGGGGUCUCCUAGUCAGCACAGACUGUCCAUCAUCUCCAAUGGAAGUUAUCAUUUAGGAGUGGAGGAAAAAGACCCAGAGGGAGGGAAAGAGGAGCCAGCGGAGGUGGUAGUUGAUGUCGGACCACCGGACCCAGCCGAAGGGGAGAAAAUCAUGAUCAGAGAAGAGUUUGAGGGCAGUUUAAAGACAGCAGGGCUGGAAAUUGAACGUGAUAAAGAGAACAAGGCUCAUGGUCAUGCCUUUAUCCGGUUACAUGCGCCUUGGCAGGUAUUGAGCAGAGAGGCAGAGUUUCUCAAGAUCAAGGUGCAGACCAAGAAGAGCUACGAGCUGAGGGAAGAAAAAGGUCUGGCCGCUACUAUGAAUGAAGUGUGGCGGAAGUUAAAUCAACCGUUCCAGCCCAAAGUACCUCAUCAGGAGCAAGAGAACAGCCGCACCAAGUUCCUCACACACUGUUUCUCCCGGGACAAGCUCCACCUGUACAACAUACAGUCAAAGGACACCUUCUUCGACAAUGCCACAAGGAGCCGAAUAGUGUAUGAAAUCCUCAGACGCACCGCCUGCACACGGACCUGCCAAACCAUGGGUAUCACCACGCUGAUAGCUAAUGGGGUUUAUGAUUCAGCAUUCCCACUGCAUGAUGGUGACUUCCACUCCUCUGGACAAGCCGAGGGAAAAAAUGAAAGACAACUGUUACAUGACGAAUGGGCAAGAUAUGGUGCUUUUUACAAGUAUCAGCCUAUCGAUCUUAUCAGGAAAUACUUUGGCGAGAAGAUUGGUCUGUACUUUGCCUGGCUCGGUGUGUAUACUCAGCUUCUGAUCCCUGCAUCUUUGGUGGGCAUUAUCGUCUUCUUCUAUGGCUGGGCCACUGUGGAAACCAACGUACCUAGCCUAGAGAUGUGUGACGAGACUCAGAACUUUACUAUGUGUCCGCUCUGUGAUCGGGUGUGUGACUACUGGCAUCUGAGCACAGCGUGCGGUACGGCACGUGCCAGCCAUCUCUUCGACAACCCGGCCACCGUGUUCUUCGCCAUCUUCAUGUCCCUCUGGGCUGCCAUGUUUCUGGAGCACUGGAAGCGCCGACAGAUCAGCCUGAACUAUAGCUGGGAUCUGACAGGCAUGGAGGAGGAGGAGGAGCAUCCCAGACCCAAAUAUGAAACCAUUCUCCUUCAGAAGAGGCAGAGGAAGAAGAAAAACAAGAAGAACAAAAACGAGACUGGACAUGAGAAGCUAACAUGGAGGGACAGACUGCCUGGAUAUCUAAUCAACAUCUCCUCCAUUCUGUUCAUGUUUGGAGUGACGUGCUCUGCAGUCUUCAGCGUCAUCAUUUACCGAAUCACCAUCUCCGCCCUUAUGGCGAUGAGCCCAGACCCUGAUGUUAAAUCCAACGUGAGGGUGACCGUCACAGCCACCGCCGUCAUCAUCAACCUGGUGGUCAUCCUCAUUUUAGAUGAAAUCUACGGCAUGGUGGCUGCCUGGCUAACAGAACUAGAGAUCCCGAAAACUGAGACCAACUUUGAAGAGCGUCUGAUUCUGAAGGCGUUCGUCCUGAAGUUCAUGAAUGCCUACGCACCGAUCUUUUACGUGGCCUUCUUCAAGGGGAGGUUUGCGGGCCGCCCUGGUGACUAUGUAUAUGUCUUCCAUGACUACCGAAUGGAAGAAUGUGCUCCUGGUGGCUGUCUAAUUGAACUCUGCAUCCAGCUCAGCAUCAUCAUGUUGGGGAAGCAGCUUAUUCAGAAUAACGUCUUUGAGAUCGGCAUUCCAAAGCUGAAGAAGUUGUGCCGCACGCUAAAAGACAAAGAUCGGGAGGCCAAGGAGAUUGUGGAGCAGCCGGGCCGCCGGCAACAGUGGCACAUGGACUACGACUUGGAGCCGUUUGAAGGGCUCACACCUGAAUACAUGGAGAUGAUCAUUCAGUUUGGUUUCGUGUCACUCUUCGUGGCCUCGUUCCCGCUGGCUCCGCUUUUUGCUCUCCUAAACAAUGUCAUCGAGAUACGCCUUGAUGCCAAGAAGUUCGUCACGGAGCUCCGUCGGCCAGACGCCGUUAGGACCAAAGACAUCGGUAUCUGGUACAACAUCUUGAGCGGUUUAGGAAAGUUCUCAGUCAUCAUCAAUGCCUUUGUCAUCUCCUUCACGUCCGAUUUCAUCCCUCGUCUGGUCUACCAGUACAUGUACAGCGAGACGGGAACCAUGCACGGCUUCAUAAACCACACGCUAUCUUACUUUAACGUCAGCAACUUCAAACCAGGAACCGUGCCUUCAAUGUCCGACAUUACAGUCUGCAGGUACAAGGACUACAGAGAACCUCCAUGGUCGAAUGAGCCUUACCAGUUCUCCAAACAGUACUGGUCCGUUCUAGCAGCUCGGUUAGGUUUCGUCAUUUUAUUCCAGAACCUGGUGAUAAUCAUGAGCAUGCUGGUGGCCUGGCUGAUCCCGGACAUGCCCAAAAACAUCAGCGAGCAGCUUAAGAAGGACAAGACGCUUCUAGUGGACGUCUUCCUGAAUGAAGAAAAGGAGAAGCUGCAGCUGAUCCAGAGCCUGUUCUCCAAAGAUCUGACGCACAAGCAGCAGGACGAGCACCAGCAGCAGGUUUCGGACAAAACCUCGCUGCCUCUCCAGCAAAGCCAGCCUGGAUUUCUCCCUCCGUCCUCGUCCCCUGCCUCUACAGCUCCUCGAACCCGAGCACGAGCCGCCAGCUUCAGUCAGUUCACCCGGCAGAUGUCCAUGUCUCCCCGCAAGGACGUCACCCAGCAUACGGCGGUGUGACGAGACGCUGGACAAGUCUGGAGGAUUUGCUAAAGCGUGAGGCUUGAGUUUUGGGAAUCAGGUGCCCGCGUUCGUUCUCCUCAUAUAUUUGUUUUGUUUUUUCACACCGGAGCACUGGACUGUACAUUUCGAAUGUCUGUCUCGGAUGUUUCAGCCACGUCUCGAGCUUUUGCAAUAGGGGGACGCAAUCAUUCCAUAUGCAUUGCAAAACACGCGAUGAACGCAGGAUGUUUAUCGAAUAAAUACAGCUGCGUACAUUUUGGUGACGUCUUGCAGAAUCUGUUACAUGCUGUCCAAACUGCACAUUGUCCACAAGAUGUAGCAUAUAACGGCAAAUAAUAAUAAUAAUCGUUUUCUCAGGUAACAGCGGCACUGUAGGCUGUACUCGUUCAUUAAUGACCGCUCUUGGAUUAAGCAAGACUUUGGUAGUAGGUUAAGGUGCAACGAUGACAAUUUCAAUCUUGGACGUAUUCUGUCAAACUCUCUUUUUUCAAAACCAUGCAGCCCUUUCGUAAUGUAACACAUUAAAGUCGCCAUGAAAUGGAGGUUAAGGGUGCCCUUUUUGUGACUCGGAUUUGGUCCUGAAAUGAGAGAACGUGCUUGAUUUUGUUUUCCAUCAUCAAUCAUGCAUUUUCCAAUCGCAUUUUGAAGUAGAUUGGACUGUUGGUAGAUGACCGUGGCUAAUAAAAUGAAGGAAGAUUGACGAAUGGACGAAUUCAGAGCAGAAAUGAGAUGCCCUCAUAUGCCCCACCCCAAAGGACUGAUAGCCCUACCCUAAAGGAAUUCCCUGUGACCAGGAAGUAAAGAAAAGUCAUUUCGAGUUGCAGGGAAGAUUAUGGUAUUGAUUUAAGUUUAUGUGCUCAAGACAUUGUUUACACUGCAAAAAAGGCUUUUCAUACUUCUAGUCCAAAAAUCUAACGGUUCUUAAAUCAGGAGAUGCAAAGCAUAUAGUCUUUUGUUAAGUAACAAUAAGCCAAAAUUUACCCAAGAUUUUCCCUUUAAACCAGCUAAAUAAUCUGCCAAUGGGGUAAGCAAAAUAAUCUUCUGUGAGAAGGAAAAACAAGACUAUUUUAGAAAAAAAAAGACUUUAUUUUGGCAUGUUAUUUAUUAAAAAAUAAUAAUAUGUUUUGAUUGUCGAGAAAAUGCUAAUUGAUUUAAGAAUUGUUCGAUAUUUGGACUAGAAAAAAAGACCAAAAAUCUUAAUAAAUAAAGCAUUUUUUGCAGUGUAUAACAAGAACUACUACAUAUACACACUACCUCACUAAAGUCUUGUCGCCUAUCCAAGUUUUAGGAACAACAAAAACUAACUUGACUUCUAGUUGAUCAUUCGGUAUCAGAAGUGGCUUAUAGGAAAGGCAAAGGCCUCUAGAUUACGCUUAUUUUACCAAAAUAAAAUAUGAUCAUGCCUUAAUUUCAAUGUUGAAGUAUGACUUUAAUUAAUAUUGUGUAUGACUCCCAUGAGCUUGGAGGACUGCAUCCAUACAUCUCUGCAAUGACUCAAAUCACUCAUUAAUAAAGUCAUCUGGAAUGGCAAAGAAAGCGUUCAUGCAGGACUCCCAGAGUUCACAAAAUCCAUUGGAUUUAUCUUCAAUGCCUCCUCCUUCAUCUUACCCCAGACAUGCUCAAUAAUGUUCAUGUCUGGUGACUGGGCUGGCCAAUCCUGGAGCACCUUGACCUUCAGGAACUUUGAUGUGGAGGCUGAAGUAUGAGGAGCGCUAUCCUGCUGAAGAAUUUGCCCUCUCCUGUGGUUUGUAAUGUAAUGGGCAGCACAAAUGUCUUGAUACCUCAGGCUGUUGAUGUUGCCAUCUGCUUUGCAGAUCUCUUGCACGCCCCCACACUGAAAUGUAACCACAAACCAUGAUUUUUCCUUCACUAAACUUGACUGAUUUCUGUGAGACUCUUGGGUCCAUGUGGGUUCCAGUCUUCUGCAGUAUUAGUGAUGAUUGGGAUGCAGUUCAACAGAUGAUUAAUCAGAAAAAUCAACCUUCUGCCACUUUUCCAAAUGAUCGACUAGAAGUUAUUAUUUGUUGCUCUUACAACUGAGACCGACGGUAAGACUUUUGUCUGGUAGUGUACAUAUAGCAAAUUUUGAUUUCAUGGCGACUUUAAGGCAAUGUAACUAAACUUGCGUUUGUCAAUCCAUAUAUUUAAGCUAUGCCUCCUCCUGGGCUGUAGAUUGGGAUCACACACACAGCAUUGGCUGUAUUUAUGGUCAUGGAGCAGCUGGUCUUUUUUUGUGCCAUGUCAACGAUAAUCCUCCCGUGAGUUCUGCCGGUGUGGGAAGGUUACUGUCAUCCAGGGAGGAAGCAAAGGAUGGAUGUUGUGUGCCAACAUCUGGCCAUCAAGUCCUCAUUCACUAUGCCUCAUAGGACUUAAUAUCUCAUGC
This is a messenger RNA of Danio aesculapii, 5251 nucleotides long. RefSeq names its product anoctamin 2b (gene ano2b). The record is from RefSeq and is a predicted model, not a curated record. Bases 1 to 2865 code for a protein of 954 amino acids. Gene Ontology annotation, molecular function: protein dimerization activity; chloride channel activity. Gene Ontology annotation, biological process: chloride transmembrane transport. Gene Ontology annotation, cellular component: plasma membrane. The transcript is spliced from 23 exons. Lineage: Eukaryota; Metazoa; Chordata; Actinopteri; Cypriniformes; Danionidae.